AAUCUUUUAUGUUGGAGACGUAAAUAGUACAUAGUAACGGAAAUAGUCUGGUUUGUUUUAAUUUUUGGAGGAUUUGUUAGUCUGUGCAUGUAACGCAGGUGCUUGCUUAGAAAAGCAGCAUUAGUUUCCUGUUGGGUAGCAUUAUACAGUUUAAACCACAAAUGAUGGGACGACUUGGAAACUUUGAAAACAUCAAAAACAGACAAACAGUACACACCUCCAAUUCGUAUUCAGUUUUGGAUAUAGAAAUCGACACAGAUUUGCAUGAAGCUUGCAGCUCUGGGCUCUGUGAUGCAACCGAAAGAGAAAUACCUUUGUAUAAGUACAGUGAAAUACCAGACUUUUUACAAGGAAAUCCUUAUGUUGUCAGUGGAUACAGGGUUUCUCUUCCCUUUAAUUUAUGUUUGAAAAGCAUUUUUAGAUGGAAUAAUGAGACAGUAAAUGUUUGGUCACAUUUAGGUGGAUUUUUCAUAUUUCUGUACUUAUUGUUACAUGAUAACAUAAUCUACAUACCAAGAUUUCAUGGAUCUUACACAGACCAUGUUAUGGUGUCAUUAGGACUUAUAUGUUAUCAGUUUUGUAUGCUGUGUUCUGCAGGAUUUCACAUGUUUGCCUGUCACUCAGAAAAGGCCAGUAAGCGAUGGUUAGCAGUAGAUUUAGCAGGGAUAUCUAUAGGAGUCAUUGGUUGCUACCUACCAGCAGUACAUUAUGCUUUUUAUUGUCUAUCAAUAUGGAGGGAUAUUUAUUUAAUAACAAUUACAAUACUAACAGUAACAACGAUGGUCAUACAAUUACAUCCCCGAUACUUCAGUCACCGAUGGUCCAAGUGGAGGAUUGCUAUCUAUAUGGGACUGGCAGGAUAUGGAGUUAUACCCACAAUUCACUGGAUUUGGUUGAAUGGUGCAUCAGCAGAAAUUGUACAGUUAUUUGUGCCAAAGGUGACAACUAUAUAUAUUCUUGGAAUGAUAGCUUUAAUAUUGUAUCUUAGUAAAUUUCCUGAAAGAUUUUAUCCAGGAGUUUUUGACUUUGUAGGAUCAAGCCAUCAAUUGUGGCAUAUAAUUGUUGUUUGUGCAUUUGUAUUUUGGCAUUAUGCAGGACAGGAAAUUCUCAGGUACAGAGUGGCACAUCCAUGUGUAUGAUGAUGGAGCCACUUAAGAACAUUAAUAUUUAUAUUUAAUUUAUUGUUAACAAAAAUAUCUUUUUAUGUUACAUUGCUCUAAAAUGGCAAUCGCAGGGUAAUAAUAUACACAAUUUUGCAUUUUAAAUUGACAAUCAUUUAGUCUUUUAGUAGAUACACAUGACAAAGUAUAAAGACAGUAUAAUUGAACCAUUUGUAAGGAUAUAGAAUAUUUGAAUUUUAAAUUUUAGACUGACAGGAAUUGAUCUCUAAAUGGUCGGAUUGUCGUCUCUUUGACACAUUCCCUAUUUCCAUUCUCAAUUUUAUAUAAUAAAUCUCAUGGUUUCUAUCAUCAGUCUUAUUUCAAACUAUAUUUAACAUGUUUAAUCUUAUAUUGAUAUGAUUCAGGACCAAUAACAGAUACAUAACUGUGCUGAUUGGUACACAAUUAUUUUACCAUGUUUUCCAAUACAUCAAAUAUUAUGUGUUCAAAGUAGAAUCAAAUUGUAGUAGCAUAAUCAAAUGUUAUAUUUUAAGAAGGGACCAAUAUUUUGUUUUUUAAAGAUAAAUAUACUAAAGGUCAAUAUUUGGCCCCCAAUUUUAUAUUUUUUUUAAGCAAUCACGAAUGACUAUCAAUAAUUCAAUACUUUUUUAAGCAAAUGUAUAUGACUCUCAGUUGUAAAAUAAUUUGAACCAAUUUUAUAUGACUAUCAAAAGUAUAAUAAUUUUAUGAAGCAGUUAUAUAUAUGAGUAUCAGUACUUGAUUUCAACUCCACUUGAUUAUGCCUCUUACAAUACAGUAUCUUUUUUUCAUCUCCAGUUAGAAUUUCAUAAAAAUAAAGUGCCCAUAGUUAGUAAAAAAGUUUUUUUCAUAAAAUAAAUGCCAUAGAUCAGUUGCAAAAUUAUUACACUUAUAGAUAUAAUAAUAUGAGGUAUGAGUGCCAAUGAGACAACUCCCCGUCCAAGUCACAAUUUAUAAAAGUGAACCAUUCUAGGAUAAAGGAUGUUCUUCAACAUGGAGCCUUGUCACACACCCUACAGCAAGCUAUAAAGGCCCUCAAAAAUUACUAGUGUGAAACCAUGCAAACAGGAAACCCAACAGUCUAAUCUGUAUAAAAAAAACUAGAAUUGCUUAUGAACCACAUCAACUGCUGAACAUAAGAUUCCUGACUUGGGACAGGUGCAAACAAAUGCAGCAGGUUUAAACAUUUUAAUGUAAAUGAAAGAAAUUGGCAGCAUGUUAUACAAAUCUGUUUUUAUCCUUAAAAACUUUUUUUCAAUUGGGACUAUAAGUCUGAAAAGGUUUACUCAUUUAGAUAUAAAUGGUUUCAAUGUUGCUCCUGGUAUGAUGAUUUAAUGAGGACUUUUUUUUUGUAUGUGCCUCAUUUGUUUUACUUCUUGUUAUGUUUUUAUAUUAUAAGAUUAUACAAUAAUCUGUAUUUAUUGUGUAUUUGUCAGAUAUAUGAUUUUUCAUUUCCUAGAUUUAGUGAUAAUCAGGAAGUAAUUUUGUUGAUGAGUCAAUACUUUAUUCACUAAAAUUCAAUCAGGAAGUAUAACAUUUUAUUACUGUGAAUUCAUUAUUAUUCAUUGGAUACCAAUUUUUGUGGGAACUAGUUAACCACAAUUUCAAAUGUUCAAUGAAUUCGAAUGUUCAAAUAGGCUAUGUAUACAGAAAUUGACAAAGCCAUGAAAUCAAAUAUCCACAAAUAUGCAAGUUUUCAGGAGUCCAUGAAAAUUGAUACCCACAAAAAUAAAUGGAUCCACAGUAACUGAAAAUAUACUCAUAUGAUAUUGUUUAUUAGAAAAAAAAGAAUUAUGUUAUCAGUGCUCAUGAUAUAUAACAUACAUUUACCUGAAUUUAUGAGGUCAGACACUUGUAGCUUUACUUAGACUGUUUAAUGGUUAUCCAAAAUAAUAAGAUAUUCACAUUGUAUAACAUGUGUAACCUCUCAAUUGUUAUUUUAACUGUUUAGAAUGAAAAUGUUAUUUGGUAUGUUGAAAUCAUCAAGUAAAGAUCAGAAUUAUAGUUUAAUGGUAUUAAGUCAUAAUUUUAGCAUUAUAAUGUUUUUUUUUAUAGUUUUAUAUCUUUGCACCAUUUAGCUUUUUGGUGUAUACUUGACUGUGAUAAAACAAUUUUGAUAUUCCAAAAUAAACCUUGAAUUAUUAA
Molecule: messenger RNA, 3284 nt
Organism: Mytilus trossulus (common blue mussel)
Lineage: Eukaryota; Metazoa; Mollusca; Bivalvia; Mytilida; Mytilidae
Product: progestin and adipoQ receptor family member 3-like
Exons: 6
Coding region: 162-1139 (325 amino acids)
Cellular component (GO): membrane
Molecular function (GO): signaling receptor activity
Source: RefSeq, a predicted model, not a curated record